AGGAUAUCCAUUCUUUAUCGCACCAUGGCCAUGCUUAGAGCUUUCAGUGUACGGAGAAGCCAGUGGAGGUAUGAACCGUUAGUUGAUGAUGAACCUGAUGUUAGUCUCUUGGGAGGCAAGUUGUCGAGGACCACAAGCUUACCAGCUGGACUUUUCUGUUCAUCAAGAAAAGCAGCGCCGGAUUCAGCCUUGCCAUCCAAUUCCCAGGUGAAGUCCACUAAAAAGAAGAGCAAGAGUCACCCACUUUUCAGCCUCUUCGACGGCCGGCGCAAAAGGAAAACAACAGCUAAACCAGAAUUUGCAAGGUAUUUAGAGUAUGUGAAGGAGGGAGGGGUAUGGGAUAUGAAAUCAAAUAUGCCUGUUAUGUACUACAAAUAUUGAAGUAUCGCUGUAGUCUUCGAAACUGCUAUGGGAAUCAACAAUAUCGUUACUUCUACUGUAUUCUUCUAACAAAUUUCUGAAACUUGUAAAAUAAGUCUAUGUCAAUUCA
Molecule: messenger RNA, 490 nt
Organism: Rubroshorea leprosula
Lineage: Eukaryota; Viridiplantae; Streptophyta; Magnoliopsida; Malvales; Dipterocarpaceae
Source: the annotation of a GenBank genome assembly